Molecule: messenger RNA, 1857 nt
Organism: Eremothecium sinecaudum
Lineage: Eukaryota; Fungi; Ascomycota; Saccharomycetes; Saccharomycetales; Saccharomycetaceae
Product: sugar porter family MFS transporter
Exons: 1
Coding region: 1-1857 (618 amino acids)
Biological process (GO): transmembrane transport; carbohydrate transport
Cellular component (GO): plasma membrane
Molecular function (GO): carbohydrate:proton symporter activity
Source: RefSeq, a predicted model, not a curated record
AUGGCUGCAGUUAACGGAGCUCGAGUUGUUCCACCUCCAGGAACUGUUUUCCCAUCAACGCCAGUGACACAGAUUGUGCCACGGCCUGAGGCAGAGGAUACAGUGAAUCCUCCAAACGAUGUUAAGAGCCAUGAAGUUUCCCAAAAUCGUUCAAGUUACGUACAAGAUGUUGAUAAUAAUGGCUCCAACUAUAAAGGAACAUAUGACAAUGGAAAUGCUGGCAAUAUGGAACCUGGUUAUAACAAUGCAAAUUACGGUGCCGAUGGUGCCCUAGCAAAUAACCAAGAAAAAUACGCUCAAGAACCAGACAUUCCUACAAAGCCACCAUCUGCCUACAUUACAGUAUGUUUAUUAUGUCUAUGUGUUGCGUUUGGUGGGUUCGUUUUUGGCUGGGAUACCGGUACGAUAUCUGGUUUCAUCAACCACACAGAUUACAAAGACAGAUUUGCAGAACUUCGUCCAGAUGGUAGUCAUACGUUUUCUGAUGGAAGAGUCGGUUUAAUUGUUUCUAUUUUCAACAUUGGUGCUGCUAUUGGUGGUAUUAUUUUAUCUAAGCUUGGUGACAUGUACGGUCGUCGUAUUGGUUUGAUGAUUGUCACCUUGGUUUAUGUCGUUGGUAUUAUCAUUCAGAUUACGUCUAGCACUAAGUGGUAUCAAUAUUUCAUAGGUAGAAUUGUCUCCGGUAUGGGUGUUGGUGGUAUCGCUGUCUUGUCACCAAUGUUGAUUUCCGAGACUUCCCCCAAGCACUUAAGAGGUAUUUUAGUGUCUUGCUACCAAUUGAUGAUUACGUUGGGUAUCUUCUUGGGCUACUGUGCUAACUAUGGUACCAAAAAUCACUAUUCAAACCAAAGACAGUGGAGGAUUCCAUUAGGGCUAUGUUUCGUAUGGGCUUUCUUUAUGAUAUCUGGUAUGACUUUCGUCCCAGAGUCUCCACGUUACUUGGUUGAGGUUGAUAGAGUUGAUGAUGCGAGGAUUUCUUUAGCAAAGUCCAAUAAAGUGCCAAUUGAUGACCCAGCUAUAAAUAUUGAGUUGCAAAAGAUCCAGGCUGGUGUUGAAUUGGAAAGAAGAGCAGGUAAUGCGACAUGGGGGGAACUAUUCUCUACCAAGACCAAGGUUUUGCAACGUGUUAUUAUGGGUAUGGCUAUUCAAUCCUUGCAACAACUUACUGGUAACAACUACUUCUUCUACUACGGUACUACCAUUUUCGAUGCUGUUGGUUUGGAUGAUCCGUUUCAAACUUCGAUUAUUUUGGGUCUUGUGAAUUUUAUUUCCACAUUCGCUGCUUUCUACAUUGUUGGAAAGUUUGGUAGAAGAACCUGUUUGCUAUGGGGAGCUGCCAGUAUGGCGGUUUGCAUGCUCAUCUAUGCCAGCAUAGGUACUAGAGCUUUGUAUCCAAAUGGAAAUAAUAUGCCAUCAUCUAAGUCCGCUGGUAAUGGUAUGAUCGUCUUCACUUGUUUUUUUAUUUUCUGCUUUGCUACUACAUGGGCACCACUUGCAUACGUUAUUGUUGCUGAGACCUUCCCAUUGAGAGUGAAGGCCAAGGGUAUGGCGAUAGCCACUGCAGCUAACUGGAUCUGGGGUUUCUUGAUCAGUUUCUUUACACCAUUCAUCACAAGUGCUAUUCAAUUCAGAUACGGUUUCGUGUUUGCAGCGUGCUUGAUCUUUGCGUUCUUUUACAUCUUUUUCUUCGUGCCAGAAACCAAAGGUUUAACUUUGGAAGAGGUUGAAGAGAUGUGGCAAGAAGAUGUUCUUCCAUGGAAUUCCCACAAAUGGGAACCAAAAUCCACCAGAGGUGCAAACUACGAUACCAAUGCUCUAUCGCACGACAGUAGACCAUGGUACAGAAGAUUUAUUUAA